AUGGCUCUGACAGCGGGCUACGAAGCGGUACGAGAGAUGUCUAGACGGUAUGAGGAGCGUUUGGCGUCGAAGAUGGAAGGGGUGCCUCGCAACGGCACCCUCAACCUCGCUGGCGAACGCGGCUCACUAUUGGGAUUCUCAGGCAGUGCGGUGCAGGCGGAAGAGCAGAAGGGGAAGGUGGUUAAGGCGGCGCUGUAUGGGAUUCAGGUAUUCUACUCGUUCUUCAUCAUGCUACUAUUCAUGACAUACAACGGCUGGAUCAUGAUCGCGGUUGGUGUGGGGGCUUUCUUGGGCUAUCUGAUAUUUGGUGGCGGGAGCAUACAGAAGAGCGCUGCUUGCCAUUGA
Molecule: messenger RNA, 345 nt
Organism: Recurvomyces mirabilis
Lineage: Eukaryota; Fungi; Ascomycota; Dothideomycetes; Mycosphaerellales; Teratosphaeriaceae
Gene: CTR2
Product: copper transpport protein
Exons: 3
Coding region: 1-345 (114 amino acids)
Biological process (GO): copper ion transmembrane transport
Cellular component (GO): plasma membrane
Molecular function (GO): copper ion transmembrane transporter activity
Source: RefSeq, a predicted model, not a curated record